AUGUCGUUUAAAUUGCCGCCAUUGCCUUAUGGGCUCAAGGAUCUUGUACCUCACCUAAGUGAAGAAACUUUGACGUAUCACUACACCAAACAUCACGCUGGUUACGUUAAUAAACUCAAUGGAUUGGUUAACGGUACAGCGUUAGAAAACAAAUCACUUGAAGAUAUAGUUUGUAAUAACUAUUUAUAUGUGUUAGAUUUAUUGAAAACUGAGUCUGGAGCUGUUUUUAACAACGCUGCUCAAGUUUGGAAUCACACCUUUUAUUGGCAUUCAAUGUCACCAAGCGGUGGUGGAGAGCCUCGCGGGACUGUGCGAAAGCUUUUGGACGAGAAGUUUGGAUCCUUUGACAACUUUAAGAAGGAGUUUUCAAGUGUUCUCGUUGGCCAUUUCGGUUCUGGUUGGGGCUGGCUCGUACUCAAAUCUGAUGGAACUCCCGAAGUCGUACAAACUCAUGAUGCCGGGAAUCCACUACGUUAUAUUUAUGGAAUAUGUUGUAGUGAUAAUACUGGAACACCGUUAUUAGCAUGUGAUGUAUGGGAGCACGCUUAUUACGUCGAUUAUAGAAACGACAGGGCAUCAUACGUUAAUGGUACUCCUUGUUUUCAUUCAUUUCCUCAACGAAUACUAUGA
This is a messenger RNA of Theileria annulata, 630 nucleotides long. RefSeq names its product Fe/Mn superoxide dismutase (SOD), putative. The transcript is spliced from 4 exons. Lineage: Eukaryota; Apicomplexa; Aconoidasida; Piroplasmida; Theileriidae. Gene Ontology annotation, molecular function: superoxide dismutase activity; metal ion binding. The record is from RefSeq and is a predicted model, not a curated record. Gene Ontology annotation, biological process: superoxide metabolic process. The coding region runs from base 1 to 630 and encodes 209 amino acids.